This is a messenger RNA of Homarus americanus (American lobster), 559 nucleotides long. Its product is annotated as salivary glue protein Sgs-3-like. Lineage: Eukaryota; Metazoa; Arthropoda; Malacostraca; Decapoda; Nephropidae. The transcript has 3 exons. The annotation marks the transcript as partial. The record is from RefSeq and is a predicted model, not a curated record.
AUGACUAAGAAUCUUAAGGAGAGUGGCUGUGGUGACCCAACUACUGGUGACCCAACUGCUGGUGACCCAACUGCUGGUGACCCAACUGUUGACCCAACUACUGGUGACCCAAAACUGGACCAACUGCUGGUGACCCAACUACUGGUGACCCAACUGCUGGUGACCCAACUACUGGUGACCCAACUGCUGGUGACCCAACUGCUGGUGACCCAACUACUGGUGACCCAAAAACUGGUGACCCAACUGCUGGUGACCCAACUACUGGUGACCCAACUGCUGGUGACCCAACUACUGGUGACCCAAAAACUGGUGACCCAACUGCUGGUGACCCAACUACUGGUGACCCAACUGCUGGUGACCCAACUACUGGACCCAACUGUUGGUGACCCAACUACUGGUGACCCAACUGCUGGUGACCCAACUACUGGUGACCUAACUGCUGGUGACCCAACUAUUGGUGACCCAACUGCUGGUUACCCAACUACCGGUGACCCAACUGCUGGUGACCCAACUACCGGUGACCCAACUGCUGGUGACCCAACCGCUGAUGAGUCUAUCC